UGCCUAGGAGAUGGAGAGAAAUGCUGGCCGCUUCCGGGAGCUGCAUGGAGCCAGGGUACGCAGGGAGCCUGCCUUAGUCCCACUGCACUGCCGACCAGACUUUUAACGGCUCAGUCAGCGGUGCUGAUCGGAGCUGCCAGAAUCCCUUUUCAACCAGGCACUCCGGUUGAAAACUGGACGCCUGGCAACCCUAGGAUUAAAACAUCAAAGACACAUGAAAGUAUUUAAGGCCACCUAAAUGACAGUAAAUUACACAAUUGGAAAAUUGGUAAAAUUAAAGGGAAGAUUCCAUGUUUUUGAAAAUUAAUUUUAUGACAUUGAUUAUACAAUUCAAUAUAUAUAAUAAAAUGGAGACUGGAUUCAAAAUCUACAACUGCUGAGAGAUUGUAUGUUCUAAUUAACAAAGGAUGGAAAAUGUUUAAGCAUCAAAAGAAAGUAUUUGGAAAGAGUGUCAAGUAAGAUUUCUUACGAAUAGCCUUCUGAACUAUGCAACUUUCCCUUCUCUCUCAGGUCGCAAGAUUGCAUACCAGGUAAAAUCUUUUUUAUUAUUAGGAAGAAUAUAUUAAAACGUGGUUGUAAUCAGAGAAGUGACUAUUAAAAACCGGCACCUUCGUACUCUAAAUUUCUGCUUCUUGUGUACCUUCAAUUUAUAUCUGUUUACUUAAUGGACACAAACAAAUUUUAAAUACUGUUAGCACUGCAGAACCAAUACAGUUUUAUUUGAAAGAGCUGUAUGCAUUGUCAACAGAAUUGUCAGUUAAAUUCUGAGUUUAGGAUCUUUUGUACUAGUUAGUGAUGAUGUAAGGAGGCAGUAAUAAUGCAAUUGGAUUUUCAGGUCACAGUGCUGGUUAUAGAAAAAUCAUUUUGAUAUAUGUACUGACCAUACUGGAUCUGGUCAUGCUUGAGGGAGAGUUACAUAUGGGACACCACAGUGUGAUUUUUAGAGUCAAUUUUUUUACUAUAACAGCAUUUUUAAGGUUUAUUUUCCCUAUGUAAGGAAAGUGAUUAAGCAAAUCAUUAACCAAAUGCCAUGCUUCAGAUGAACUUUGUUUUGCUGAAAGUGUCUUUUUUAUUAUCUUAAAUUUUAAAAAGUUAAGUUUAAAAACAAAAGUUUGUUCCUGAAUAAAGACCCAGUGUUUUCAGCUGUUGUAAACCUUUAAACAACUAUAAGCCCUGCUAUAUAUAAGUACUUGAUAGCACAGCUGAGUUGUCUAGUCUUUUGGAAAGAAACUCAAAGGUUUAGGCAAGCUUGUGUGUAGACUGAGUUCUGUGAUGCACUUUGUGAGCAAGAAUGAUGGAAAGCUUUCCCCAUUUUUCAGACUCCACUGAAACUGAUGCGGUUUCAUGAUGGGUGAAUUUAACCUAGCAUCUAGAUAGUAUUCUGAAGCACUUUACACUUUUAUUACAGCACUUCAUUUAAGUUAACUGAUAGAUUCACACACAUUUUAUAAUAAUGACCUUAGGUUUAUAUUAUAACUCUUAUGUAUUUUGAAUUUAAAAUACUUAUAAAAUUCACACUAUCACAAGUAAGUCAGUGACAACUUCUUUCAUCAGAAAGAACCCAAGAUACUUUAAAAAUGGAGAUUGGCAUACAAAUUGUAUUCAGGGAUUACUUCAUCGACUGUUGAAAUUCAGCCAGUGUUGAGCAGCAUGCAACAAUAAUACUUAAACUUAGUAAAGGAAGUGGAAAAUGUCUUCUAAAAAUGAAACUGGAAAGGAGAGUUUAGAUAGGCAGAAUGGGAGUAUCCAUAUUAGAAUUUAUUCAGGACAUCAGGGUUAACAUGAUUUAGCAGAAUAAUCAUGGGAUCUUUAACAACAGUAAAUUGCUAAGAACUUAUUUUACACCUUCUGCAUAUUUUGCAGUACAGUGCUCUACAACAGAGCAUUUGAUGAAGCACUGACUCUAAAGAAAGAAUACCAGAUAUUUAAAGACCAAUACUACUUCCAGAAGGUUCCUUAGGAUUCUCACAUCCAAAUUCUGGCUCAGUCCAUCCUGGCUUUUACUAUGAUUCUGUCAGCUCUCACAAUUACUAUUGAAUUUAGACUUUUGAUAGCAUAGGUGCUGGAACUAGGGGUGUUGUGGGUGCUACAGCACCCCCUGGCUUGAAGCGGUUUCCAUUAUAUGUAGGGUUUACACGUUGGUUCAAUGGCUCUCAGCACCCCCACUAUAAAAAUUGUUCCAGCACCCCAGUUUGAUAGUUGUAUUUACAUUUUCUUUGAGUGAAACAAACACAUUCACUACUGCCUUUAGAAGUGUAAACACAGUAUUUCCUGAAUCACUUAUGUUUUUUAAAGGUCAGAUUAACACAGAUUGACAGCUUUAAAACUGAUUCAGUGAAGUCAAGAAGAUCUAAACCUGAUAUUAUCAUAAUGCCAAAGGAAUCAGGUAAAAGUAGAUCAUAUUGUUCUUGUCUGAGACUAUUAUUUGAAUAUUUAACGCACUGAAGACUAAAAUUGAUAGGAGUGUCUAAAUCUCUUUUUAUGUGUUUUAUCUGCAUAAGCACUCUUAUUAAGGAUAAUGCUGUAUUGUGUUAGCUUUUUUGUUUUGUUUAUUCUAUUAACGAUUGCUUGGAACUUUGAUGCUUCUUAAUUAAAGGGAGGUAAAUAGCACAGACUAGCUCCAAACAUAGUGCUAUUCAAGUUUGGGGCUUCUCUUGUUCUGAGUAGCGACUGUUUGUUCUGUGGUGAUUCUGAGAUGUGGCUAAGGAUCAGUUUAGGCUUCUUAAUUAUAUUAAAUUACAAAACUGUGUUUUGGUGAAUUGAUUCAGGACUCCUGAAUCCUAGAUACUGUUUGGCACCAUAGUUAUGAAGUUAAAAUGCUUUGAAUAUUAGCCUUACAACCUUCUUGAUGUCUUGAGAUAUUCUGGGCUUUGUGGGAGCCCAGCACAAAUUAGAGCAGUCUCAUUUAUGCUAGAGAUCUAGCCUGGCACAGAGCAGCUCCACUGUAAAUAAAGAGGGCAGUACUGUUCAGAAAUGGAACUCUAGUUUAGAAACAUUAUUACAUACACUUGUUGAUAGAGUAAUCUCAGUGUGAAUAUAAGCACUGUUACUCAAGAAGUGAAAAGUUGCAAAGACAAAUUGUCCCCUGCGGAUACUGCCUCAUUCUAAGCAAACUGUAGCUACUUAUGAUAGAGCUCUUAGUGUUCUGUCUCCCUUACACUGUGGCAAUACUUGUAUAACUCAUCAGGCCAAUAAAGUAUUACUGAAUUGAAAUAAAAUUAAUUGAAUUGAUUUUGGUUGCCUGUCUGUGUGAUUGGGGCAUUACAAAUACUGAUGGAGGGGAAGUGCAAAAAUAAGAGUGAGGUAAGCCUUCUGACAGGAGGAGAUGGAACAGCUAGGGAAGAUGCCAAGGACAACCAUGGGAGGAGGAAUUAUUGACAUCACAUAUGCACCAGAGCAAUGAAGAAGUUAAUGAAAUGAUGUCAAAGAUUCUGGGAGAUUUGGAACCAACAGAAGUAAUACCUAGGAAACAGUUACCUUUGAAGAAUCUUCAGGAGAUCAUUGCUCAGAAAAAGCGAAAUAUUUAUGUAGACGCUGAUGUUUCACAGAAGAUUAGGUGGGCUUCUGAAAAAAGGAGAAGAAUACUUUUGGAAAAAAGGAGAAAAAGAUUUAUUUUCACAAAAUCAAUACUAAGGGCCACAAGAAAUGACAGCUGGAUUUCCAGAAAAAACAAUAAAACACAAAUAUGUAUGAUAAAAAACAAACAGACCAGUAAAGGCAAAAUGCAGGAACAAGUUAGGAAUAUAAAGUUUAGAAAUCAGAAACAAACUCAUAAAUGUGUCAGAAGAUUAUAUCGCGGUGCUGGAAAAGCCAAAAAACAAAAAACAUUAAAAUAUACUAAAAAUAUUAAGAACAGAAAAGCUAACUGCAGAAAAAAGAACUCAAUAAGUAAUGCCAAGAAGGAGCAAACGUUAGUACUGAAGGAAAGAAGAAAAAGAGAAAUACACAUACAGAAAAGAGUAAAGGAUUUUAAAAAUCCAGUAAUUCACGAUAACUCAUCCAAUUAUUUGUCAGUUUAUGUUACACCAGUUACUGUUCAGAGUAAAUUAUCAAAAAGACUAAGGAGAAACCUAAUUGGUUUUAGAAGAAAUACAAGAGAAACAUCUUUGAAUAAUUUCUUGCAGAAAUUUGGUGAUUUUCUUAAAUACUUUGCAAGACACAGAACAGUUGGUAAUGAAAAAGUUACAGGAAUUGAUAUUAGUCUUAAAAUAAAAAAAUCCCCAAAUAAGUCUCAUGUUCCCAUAGGAACACAAAAACCAAACAUGAAAAUUCUAAUAUUAUCAAAAAGUACUGCUCAGCCUCCAGGAAUACUGUCCUUCCCAAAACAUAUGGGAAGAGCUGAAAAGAAAAGAAAGAUGUCACACAUGAACUCUUGGAAAACUCCUCAUUCUGUUUCUUUUAAAAAAAUAAAGCAUAAUUCCGAGCAUAAAUUCAGACUCAAGACAUUUAAAACAAAUGAACAGAAUAGUGUUUUAAAAACCAAAGGGAAUAAAGAAACAGUAAAGCAGAUAAAGAAAAUAGAAAAGAGAAUGGCAGAAAGACCUAGAGGCACAAAAUUAUAGCUUUUAUUCGAAGGUUUAAAAGAUAGAUGAAAAAAAUCAGUUUCUAAAAUUCACCACAAAAUAGUAAAUGUAGGAUUGAUUACUAGAAAAUCCACAAUUCACAGCAAAUUUGGAAGUACCAUAAUGAUGUCAACUCAUUUUAAGAGACAGAAGACAAGUAAUUGGCGGAGAAAAGAAACAAACACUGCUAGCCUAGUUACUCAUUUGAAGCUGUCAGAAACAGUAAAACACAUACCAAACAAUCCUAACAGCAGAUCAAAACAAAUGCAACUUGGCCACAUGCAUGAACUGCUAAGAGAACUAAAGAUAUUCAUUAGGAUUUUACUACAGCAGAUGCUGAAGCAGGCACAGGAAAAUGUUAAACAUUUGACCAAAACUUCUGCCAAAAUCCCCUCAGAAACUCCUUAACAUGCCUCAAUUUAAAAAAUUCAGGAAUAAAGAAAAAUUCCUGUGAAACAUUGACUAAAAUCUAAAAGUGUUGAGGUGAAAGAAAUUCUCAUAUUGCAAAUUGGGAGGAAAAAAGCAUAGUUAAGCUUUAUAAAAAUAUCUUCAUCUCAGUUUCAGUCUCUUGGAGAGAAGGAAAAGAAACUUUGAAAAAGACGUGGAUUUGAACUUUUUCUUUUCCUAGAAAAAAUCAUUAGUUUGUUUAAUAAAAAUUCUUCAAGCUAAUGUUAUUCAGCCAAAGUGAAUUCAAGUAUUUUACCACCAAAAUAAAAUAUUAGAAGUUUGUUAGUGUUUAAUGGUACUUUAUUGAAAUAUGGCUUUGUUUAGCUAGACUUUUAAAUUCAUUUUCAAAUAUAUUGAUUCUCUAUGUUCAUUCACAUGAGUUUGUUAUAUCAAGCAUAUACAGUAGCUGAAAUUACUUUGGAUAAACAGUAAGCAAGUCCAUUAAAAUAACAUUGCAUAAGUGCAGACUCUAAAAGGGUGGAUUGCCCUUUGGUCUCUAUUCCAAUAUUUUCACUGGCAUAUCCUUGACUUUCUUUUUGUCUUUGUAACUUCUACACAGGUCAGUGGGCCAAAUUCUGGCACUGCAAAAGAGCCAGCCUCCAGAAAACCCACAGCCAGCAAUAGGAGCACAGGGAAAAAGUUGGCUGUACUUAUUCUGGUCUCUUACAGUCACAGUCAGAAAGUGGUUUCCCCGCAGACUUUCCAUGACUAGAGCUGCAGAAGGGGCUUUAUAUAUGGUGUGAUCUAAUAGUCAGGGGAUAUGAUUGAGAUGUCUAUCCACAUAUGCUCACUGAUGUGGUCAUGCCUUCCACUCAUAGCCCUUCUGCAAAUUAUUCCCAUCUUGUCUAGAAAUAGACUGUCAGAAGGAACUGUGUCUGGGGUUGAUUUUGGCUGGAAUACACUUUUACAUUAAUGCUAAACUUAAAGGGGCAAUAAAUGAAAUAAUUACUCUUAAUAUUAGCAUAGUGAAAUAAUACUAUAUUAAGUCAAAGUACACAAUCACAUGCACAAUGUUAAUUCUUGAAAUCAAGAGGGUCAAUUAGUCCUCAGUGGAUGGGCCACUUUAAAAAAUGAUGGGUCAUACACUGAAUAUUCAUUCAAAUUUUCUUCCAAAGAUAGUGUUGAAUGGAAUUCAACUUUAAUGAAUCAUCUUACCAACAUGCUGAGAACUUGAUAUCACAGAGCAGUUACUGGUCUUUGUUGAAAACACUAUCAAAUGUAAUAUAGCCUUUUAACACUAACCUAUCAGGCCAGUCUGAGUUGUAAAGAUCUGUGCUGGAAUGACUUUCUUUGGGUUUUCCCCCAUUUUUUUAUUCCUUUUUAAAAAUUCUGCUUUAGAGAAUAAAACUAUAGCAUAUAUAACAAGAAACAUAUUGUGACUAACCUUAGACUAGUUUCAGACUUGGAGGUUUCAUAGUUAGCUAAUUAGAAUUAAUUUAAUCUUUUAGUGCAUAUGUCAUACACUCUACGGGACACUCUAUACUACUGAUAUAAACUGUGUUAAAGGUCAGGGUCGAACCAUGAUGUGGCUCUGAGGCAGUAAUCUCCAUGAAGAUCCCCUUGUGGGGUAUCACCACUAUUUGUGUGGAGGGGCUGGGGAGACUAUGGGCUCAGUGCACAAAUCUAGUGGUUCCCAGAGAAUUUGUGAUAGGCCCUGAUCAUCCGUUCAGAGGCCCAAUGCCUAUGAGCCCGUACUCUCAGCAGCUCCCCUCAUAGUGUGGCUUUAUUGGGGCAUCUCUACUACAGACCCACACUGGCCACAGUUUCCUCUUGAAAUUCCAUUGGAGCUUCACUGGGUGCAGAAAGGUACAAUAUUUGUGUCCUGCUCCUGGCCUGUCCACCCUGCCCUGUAUUUUCUUUAGCAGUGUUAAAAUAGAUAUUCUAUAUUAUGUACAAACUUUCAUAUUUCCCUUGUUUAUUUCAGUGUACCUUUUAUCUUGCGCGUUCCUUGUAAAAUAAUUGUUUAUAUCUUAUAUUGUAUUUUCUACUGUACAUUUAUAUUAAAAUGUCUUUUAUUAUCCUUUAGAAAAUAUUUUUAUUGUAUUGGUUGCAAAAGCCGACCAUCUGCUAUUUAUAAAACAUUCAUUUGUAAAGUUUCUCUGUUUUAGUACAGUUAAGAAAAUAGAGUGGGCAAAUGAAAAAAUGUAACUGGGGGGAAUA
Molecule: messenger RNA, 7169 nt
Organism: Chelonia mydas (Green sea turtle)
Lineage: Eukaryota; Metazoa; Chordata; Testudines; Cheloniidae
Exons: 3
Coding region: 3387-4562 (391 amino acids)
Source: RefSeq, a predicted model, not a curated record